UUUACACACAAAAGUGCAUCGUCUGCAGAACCAAAUUCAUUGUUCACCUGACAGAGUACGACGACAGUGUAUUGUGUGGAUUUGUUUCGAAGUAAAUUUAGAAGUCGGUCACAGAGUCCACUAUGGUGAAAGUGAGUCUUUUUGUAAUGAUAUACAGUUUGAUUUGUUGCUGCACUCCUCAGAUUGAGGCCUUACAAUCAGUCUUGACUGACUCAGCUUGUCGUGGUCGAAUGACUUUCAAAAAUGUUACUGUAACCGCUUACUAUCCAAUUGAUGAAGAAGAUAACUCAAUAGAGAAUAUGGAUAUCAAAGGACAUGCACUAGCGACACUGCAGGACUAUUUUGACAAUACCGUCGACUACGUAACCGUUUCCAUGGACGAAAAUUUGCAUAUACCGUACGCUACGCAAAUUUGUAUACCCGAAUUGGAUGAGCAUUACCGUCGUCACAUAAAUUUUCAAGUACGAGACACUGCGAGCAACGUGAAAGGGCGAGGUGUGCGACGGGUGGAUAUUUGUGUACGUUCCGAGGCGGACAGUUACGAUCAUGCGGUUAAUUUGAAACAAGCCACGGUUGUAUUUUAAAUUAUUUGAAUCAAAGAGGGUCAACUAAAUUAGAAAUUUAUUUUCAAAUUGAUUGGUUGUUGAGAAUUAUGUUGCAGAGAAGUCUAAAUUUGAG
Molecule: messenger RNA, 678 nt
Organism: Bradysia coprophila
Lineage: Eukaryota; Metazoa; Arthropoda; Insecta; Diptera; Sciaridae
Source: RefSeq, a predicted model, not a curated record